AUGCAAAUAAUUGUUUUACUUACUAUUGCCUUCUUCUCUUUUCACUCAUUAUCAUAUUUCAAGGGUGAUCCUCCCCAUUACUGGCAAUUCGAGAGGACACCUGUUCGUCAGUGGUGGGCAAAGUACUUCGGCAUUUCCGACAUCGAGCAUCAUGAGAGAAAUCUUGCUUAUUACGAGAAAUUAGGAAUUCAAGCCAGAUGGAGACAAAUUGAGCAGCGUGUGAAGCACUUGGAAGGUGAACGUUGGGAUUACAAAGCGUGGAGCUAUCAGCCGGUCUCCUCCACGUGGGUGGAUUACGGUAGAUGGCAUGCCCUACGCAUACGAGAUCAGUACGAACAGCAUGGACACUACCCGCAGUAA
Strongylus vulgaris is the source of this 360-nucleotide messenger RNA. The record is from the annotation of a GenBank genome assembly. Lineage: Eukaryota; Metazoa; Nematoda; Chromadorea; Rhabditida; Strongylidae.